AUGAAGGAGAAAUCUGAGGUCUUCACCAAAUUCAAGGAGUGGAAGGCGGAAGUAGAAAACCUUACGGGAAGGAAGAUCAAGAUUCUAAGAAGUGACAAUGGAGGAGAAUAUAAAGAUAGCAAAUUUCUGGAGUUUUGCAAGAGCGAGGGUGUCAAGAGGCAUUUUACUGUGAAGAAGAUGCCCCAACAAAAUGGAGUCGUGAGUGCCUAUGAUCUCAUACCUAAUGAUGAGAGAACCAAGUUGAAACCAAAGGCUCUUGAGUGCAUAUUCCUCGGCUUUGAGAGCGGUGUGAAAAGUUUCAAGUUAUAG
Molecule: messenger RNA, 309 nt
Organism: Prunus armeniaca (apricot)
Lineage: Eukaryota; Viridiplantae; Streptophyta; Magnoliopsida; Rosales; Rosaceae
Source: the annotation of a GenBank genome assembly